AGUCGUAAUAGAGGGCAGUCUUCUGCUCUGGCUUUGGGCUCUGCAGCUGCGGCCUCCAUGGGCAUGGCGAUGUCAGCACACUGAGUGCGCUGCACUCGUUCUCUCUUCCUUCUCACCGACUGGCAGUGUGCGCUUCCAUUCUGUGAAACGGGUUCACCACAGCUGCCAUCUGAGCCUGCUGCCCUUGGACGACUCCUCACCGUUGUGCACAUCACGGCACCACUGCAUUGGCGUAUGUCGAAGAGUUGUCGGGUUAAGACGAGGGACUGGCCCCACUCGAGACCUUGACGGGGAGAGGAGAGGUCAUCCAUUGCAGUGCACUCCUGUUGUAGGGCGGAUUGCAAGAGUGAUAGACGGCCAACCAAGCGAGUAGGCAGGCAGGCAGGCAGGCAGGCAGGCAGGCAGGCAGGCAUGGCGGCGCUUGCGCCAGUGCACCUGAUUGGUGGCAAUGGGGGAGGUGACUUUUACAUCAACGGUGCACAUAAAGGAGCCAUUUUGAAGAGGAUCCGAGUCUGGGUGGGCGGAUGGAUGAUCAGAGGCAUCGAGGUGCAGCUAUCUGACGGUGAGAGCCAGAUGUUCGGCUCGGUCGACGGGGGCGCCCGCGAGUUCACCUUCCAGAUUGGGGAGAAGAUCGCUUGGCUGUCCUUGUGGGGCAACGGUGCCGGCACCAGGCUGGGAGCCAUUAAAUUUGGGACAACCCAUAGGCGGGAGUUCUUUGCCAAGAUGACAGACUGGGGACUGAAGACCGAGUACAAGAUGGAAGUCGGAUCGGGGAUCUGCGUUGGCUUGCAAGGGAAAUGCGGCGCUGACAUCGACUGCGCGGGCUUCCUCUUCAUCAAAGACGGCCACAGCUUGACGCUGCGUUAACGUUUGAAGGGCACAUACUACUAGUAGGAGGCUAAGGAGGGCGUUGCCCACAGGACCGCACACGUUAACGUAGACAAAACAUGGGAUGAGUUUUGAUGUAUGGGCUCAUUGCAGAAAUCCCCGUUCCUUUCAGAAUGGCAUUUCAUGGGGGGAGAAAUCCAUUUUCCACAGUUCUUUUAACUUUUCUUUCAUUCUUCUAAUUUCGCUCUUUUGCAAUACCUUUUUUUCCCUAUCAGUGCCUGAGGCCAGACACCCAAGAUCAGGUUGGUACUUGAUGCACGUGCAUGGAACACCUGUUUUCUUUUUCCCCUUCGUUCUUCAUUUGAACCCAGGGGCGAGGUCCCACUAGCAAAGAGGAUUGGAAUGAACGCCGUAAUUUGGCCGCGUAUGUGGACACGUGCAGAAAAUCGAGAUUGAACUCCUUUUCUGCAUCUCUGCCUAAAACACGUGCAGAUUCAGGAUCUUAAUCCAAUCCCCCUUGCUAGUGGGACCAUGCUCCAGGUGCAUCCACGCAACAAAACUUCGAUAUACGG
Molecule: messenger RNA, 1400 nt
Organism: Chara braunii
Lineage: Eukaryota; Viridiplantae; Streptophyta; Charophyceae; Charales; Characeae
Source: the annotation of a GenBank genome assembly